This is a messenger RNA of Oncorhynchus masou masou (cherry salmon), 2173 nucleotides long. Its product is annotated as tumor necrosis factor ligand superfamily member 10-like. NCBI's taxonomy places the organism in Eukaryota, Metazoa, Chordata, Actinopteri, Salmoniformes, Salmonidae. Bases 989 to 1759 code for a protein of 256 amino acids. The transcript is spliced from 7 exons. Gene Ontology annotation, biological process: immune response. The record is from RefSeq and is a predicted model, not a curated record. Gene Ontology annotation, molecular function: tumor necrosis factor receptor binding. Gene Ontology annotation, cellular component: membrane.
GAGAGAGAGAGAGAGAGAGAGAGAGAGAGAGGAAGUGUCAGCUGAGGGAUGAUAACCACAGUGAGACAUCUUGCAAGGGCGGGCCGGGUUCACACACACACACACACACACACACACACACACACACACACACACACACACACACACACACACACACACACACACACACACACACACACACACACACCGUGCACAGUACACACACACGUCCUCUUCUGCAUUUCCUCAUUGCACAUGCUCAAUGUGCUACUAGUUCAGACGUACACAAGACUGACUGCCAGACAGACGGACGGAGAGAAGAAACAAACAAGAGAAGAGAGAGAGGAGAAGAACCACACGUUUACCAGUUCUCUGAAACUUGACUUCUCUAUAGGUGAAAGAAUGUCUCCAUCAGAGUACUAGAACGUCAUUCUGUUCUAGUUCUGUGUUCUACAGUACAGACACAGGUUGUUUUAGAACCCUGGCAUUUCUUCUAGAAGAUAGAUCAUUUUCAGGCACGUUGCUCGGAACCCGAAUGUAACGCCCGUUCUAGAUCUGUAGUGGACCUGACCAACCCGUACAGGAAGUUCAGAUGGACCGACUGCUGCUGUUGUGACGUCUCCUGUGUUCGACCUCGUCUCAUCGAUCUCUACCGGCUCUCGACUCUUCUUUUCUCCGUGAAGAGAAACCUGCUGCUGUUUCUGGUUGGCUGGUCCGUCGCACUGAGAUUGAGGUGAAGUCACUGCCCUUUUCACUAACCGCCGACUUUGAGAGAAACUGUGUGGAUUGUUUCACAACUCUCUGGGCUGCUCAGAGACGGAGAGCAUAGAGAAGUCUGUCUACUGGGACUGUCAAUCAAUCAAUACAUCCGUCAAUCAAACAGUAGACGUGUUGAUCUAUCCAGUGACCGACCUGCAUUGUUCAGUGUGUCCUCUGUGGCCCUCCGUCCAUCCAGACUCCUCCUCUCUCCCACCUCUUCUUGCCCGGGGAAAACGUGAGGUUGAGUGGGAUGGCUGAGGGGCAUGCUGGGCAACACCCCCAGGUGUUCGUGGUGGACAGCCAGGCGAGCUACACCCCCUUGCCCAGCAGGAGGCACUUUAGGUGGGGAGGGAUCGGCCCGAGAGCCCUUCAGCUCCUGGUGGGUCUUGCGCUGGUCGGGAUCGUCAUGGAAGCCGGCUUCAUCGUGCACUUGUACAACAGGACAGGGGCCCUGAUCAAUGUUCAAUCCUUUAUCCAGAGGAGUGGCUCAGCUCAGGGUCUGACUGGAUCUGAAGAGUCCAAUGAGAUUUUAGUCAAGCCUACGAAGAGGAAACUCCCACCUGAGAUCCAACGGAAACCCUCAGCACACUUGAUAGGCUCCUCCCUGUCAGUGGGUGAGGAUAGUGUCGUUCUGUGGGAAUCAGACAAGGGCCUGUCUGCCUUCACAGAUCAGAUGGACUACAAAGAUGGUGGUCCUGGUAGCACAGAGGAAAGGGCAGUGUGGUAUGUCUACUCCAAAGUGCACUUCAGUGUUGAAGACUGCUUUCUGUUCAAACACAAGGUGAUGAGGAUCACCGAGGGUUACAAUAACAAACCACUUGUGUUGAUGAAAGCUAACAGGUUCCAUUGUCCUUCCCAGGAUUCCAGACAGAAAAAGAUUUCUCAUCAGAACCUUCUGAACAGCUACCUGGGCGGAGUCUUUCAUCUGUUGCCUGGAGACAUCAUCUAUGUAACCGUGGACAACAGGACGCUGCUGAGACUUGGAACUGAAGAUAAUUUCAUGGGGGCAUUCAUGAUUUAGGAGACGAUGUGUAUUGACACACACACACACACACACACACACACACACACACACACACACACACACACACACACACACACACACACACACACACACACACACACACACACACACAUUUGUCAAUCAGAUUCGUGUGUCAGUUAUAUGAUUUCAAUGUAACCAAGGUGUGUUAUAGAGAAUCACACUAGAAAACAGACAAUUGGCUUUUUAAAGGUAUUUCAACCUUGAGACAACAUCUGCAGCUAUUACCGUGAAUGCAAUCUCGGCAAAUGGUGGGGAAAAUGCCUUUAAAACAUCCAUUGUCGGCUGUCUAGUGUAGUGUUUCUCAAUCCUGGUCCUGGGGACCCAAAUGGGUACAAAAACAUGCGGAGAGUUGAUUACUUGAACUGUGGGAGUCAACAGCACCAAUCAACA